GACUUUCCAGACACAGUUAGCUGUUCAGUUAGUCACUCUUGAAUUGAGACAUCGUUCUUAAAUAUUUUUGUGAGCCUUCAGUAUUUAAAAUGGAAGGGUGUUGUGGCGGACUAUCUGAGGCGGAAGAUGCCAUUAAAGAGGUGCAGAAAAUAUGCGAUGAGAUGAAGUCUCACGCCGAGGAUAAAGCUGGGCGCAAGUUUGACGUUUUCAUCGCCAAAUCUUAUAAAACACAAGUUGUUGCGGGGAGAAAUUACUUCGUUAAGGUGCAUGUAGGAGGGGAUGAGUACAUUCAUUUACGUGUCUAUAAAAAACUGCCCUGUUAUGGAGCAACACUGGAGCUGACCGACAUACAGACAUCCAAGGCUCAUCAUGAUCCUAUUGAAUACUUCUGAAGCAAAUCAUCAUAAAUAAUGCCCAAAAUACUCAUUUUACCAUUUGUUACUCAUUUAUUACAAGCAAUUAAAAACUGUAUUGACAAGUGGAAUCAUGGAUAAAUAAUACUACCAACGAAACUUAAUGUGAUCAUUAUGUGUUGGCAUAGAGAUCUCGGUUCAUUUUCUCUGUUCUCUGUUCAUUAACAGUUCAUUUUCUCUCCAGCACACUAAAAAACACACAGCUGACAUCUAGUUGUCAUGCCAGUAGUUUGAGAUUCACAGUUUGGGCUUUGUAUUUAAUGUUGCUAAUGCAUUAAACAGUUAUUCUAUACUUAACUGUCUAUAAUGUACAGUGUUCACAUAAAAUGCAUGGAUUGGC
This is a messenger RNA of Labeo rohita (rohu), 753 nucleotides long. RefSeq names its product cystatin-B-like. NCBI's taxonomy places the organism in Eukaryota, Metazoa, Chordata, Actinopteri, Cypriniformes, Cyprinidae. The coding region runs from base 90 to 392 and encodes 100 amino acids. The record is from RefSeq and is a predicted model, not a curated record. Gene Ontology annotation, cellular component: cytosol. Gene Ontology annotation, molecular function: cysteine-type endopeptidase inhibitor activity. The transcript is spliced from 3 exons.